Messenger RNA from Periophthalmus magnuspinnatus, 2370 nucleotides. RefSeq names its product torsin family 2, member A (gene tor2a). Bases 58 to 1005 code for a protein of 315 amino acids. Gene Ontology annotation, cellular component: nuclear envelope; endoplasmic reticulum lumen. The transcript has 5 exons. NCBI's taxonomy places the organism in Eukaryota, Metazoa, Chordata, Actinopteri, Gobiiformes, Gobiidae. Gene Ontology annotation, molecular function: ATP hydrolysis activity; ATP binding. The record is from RefSeq and is a predicted model, not a curated record.
CCGGCCCGUGGAGUCGCAUGAGCCGCACACGUCCACGCUCCGGGCUCCGCGGUGAAGAUGUGGCGCCGCUGCCUGUGGGCGCUGCUCCCGCUGCUCGGCCCGUGGUUCCGCCCGGUCCACGGAGUGUUCCAGAAGCUCUACUGCUCCCUGUCCGACAGCUGCGAGUGCGACUUUAAGCCCGACCUCAGAGGUCUGGAGUGGGACUUGUACAGAAACGUGUUCGGGCAGCAUUUGGCCCAGGACGCCGUUUCACAGGAAGUAUCUGCUUUCAUCCGGACAAAGAGCCCAGAGCGCCCCCUGGUGUUGUCUCUGCACGGUGGCUCUGGGACGGGGAAGACUCUGGUCAGCUCCAUGUUAGUGUCUCACCUGUACGGCUCAGGUGUGAACAGUCCUCAUGUGCACAGGUUCAUCCCCACGUUGCACUUCCCCCGAAAGGAACGCGUGCACCAGUACAGGGUGGCGCUGAAGGACUGGGUGCAGGGGAACCUCACGGCCUGCGCUCGUUCCGUGUUCCUGUUCGAUGAGAUGGAGAACAUGCCUCCAGGACUCAUCGACGUCCUGGAGCCUUUCCUCGGACCCUCCCAUGUGGUCUACAGCACCAACUACCGCAAAGCCAUCUACGUCUUCAUCAGUACUGUGGGGGAGCGGGUCAUCUCCACAGUGACACUGGAUGCUUGGAACUCAGGCCGAGACCGAGACGAGAUCAGACUGAACGAGCUCCAAGAGGCCAUCUCUCAGGAGGCCUUCAACUCCACCCACGGCGGCCUCUCGCGUUCACGGAUCCUCUCUCAGAGCCUGGUGACGGUCUUCGUGCCCUUCUUGCCCCUUACGCGCGUGCAUGUGGAGAGGUGUGUGCAGGCUCAGCUGUGUCAGAGGGGCCAGUGUGAGCGCAGUGACGUGGUGCAGGCUGUGGGGGGCGCCAUGAGCUAUUCCCCCAAACUAGGACACUACUUCUCCUCCACAGGAUGUAAGGCCAUUCCUGCCAAAAUAAACCUCUACCUAUGACCCUUCACAAUAACACUUGAAAGACGUGUGCUACCCAUCGAUUGGUUGGCUAAAAAUGGGGCGGGGCUAAAGCUCUCAAAACUAUUCUGUACCUAUGUGUGUCUGACCCAAACUGCUCUCCCAGGACGGCACCUGCAGGGGGAACAGUGUAUUUAUGUAAAGACAGAUUAAACUGGUGAAUCCUGAGUUUAAUCUGAAUAUUUACAGAAAUACCUCUUCUCCUUUACACAUUUUAAUUGACUCAGAUUCCAUGGAAUGCUCUACUGUUUAUAAAUCCCCGCCACAAUAAAAGCCCUCACCAAAUUCUACCUCCUCUACCUGUGACUCUGCCAAAAUUAGUAAGACUGAACUCUUGAAGGAGUCAGAAGAGGAACAUGGAGCUGGAGCAGGUUUUUGGAAGACCAUGAAAAGCUUGAGCCUGGAACAAGAAUGUAACUUUUACUAAAUCACAAAUAAGACUUGAAGAAUUUGAACCACGUUUGGUGUUUGUGAAGAGAGACUUUAAAGCGGGGGUAUUCUGCAGAGUGUUUUUGUUUGUUUUUUAGCGUUCUCCCUUGUUGUAACACUGUUCAUCAAAAACAUGUCAUCUAUGAAUGUUUGAAUAAUCUAGUGAUCUCUCCCAGGCCCUAUUCAAACCUUCCUUACAGUUAGCAGCACAAGCCUGUACGAGGCUCCGCCCACAAGCCUACCUCACCCAUGGUCCCACACAACAAUUCUCCAUAAAUAUACAAAACUCUACACAGCAACUCGACAAACCUGCAGUAGUUUCAUUCGUGGGAUUGUGUUGUGGUAAUGCUGUGAGGCGGGAGUGACUUAGCAUGGAGAGCAAAGGGAGUAAAAUAGCCCUUCUUUAAUAAAUGAUAGUGUUUGUAAAGGGACUAUUUAAUAUUCUAAUGGAAACAGUGUUAAAUGCCUUUGAUUUUAUCAAGUGUUUUUGUUUUGUUUUUACCAGGUGCUUUUGUGUUCAGACAAUUUACCCAGAAUUCAAAUCAACAAAUCAGCAAUGUCCCCUGUGAGAUCCAAGCCCUGUGUGUCAGAUGCCUUCCCUGUGUCCUCUGAGUGAUUUUUUUUUUUGAAUUAAUGGUUCAGCCAGAUGUUUUUAGAGUCUGAACAUUUGGGACUUUGUCAGUGUUUGAUGCCUUUAAACAUCUAAUAACAAUAAUGAUAUUUAUGUGUAUGUAAUGUACAGUCUAGUGUUUUUACAGAAAACACACUUUACUCAGAGACAGGAGCGACAGGUGACAUGAGGGCGUGUCACCUUUUAAAAACAGACUCAAAAGAACAACGUAUUUAUUUGAAUGAUUUUUAUUGUUUUAAAUAUCUUAAAGCCGCUGCCUGGAGCCGCUCUCGGCACUUUUCAAAAUA